Messenger RNA from Vollenhovia emeryi, 4165 nucleotides. RefSeq names its product pantothenate kinase 4. Gene Ontology annotation, cellular component: cytosol; nucleus. Gene Ontology annotation, molecular function: ATP binding; pantothenate kinase activity. Gene Ontology annotation, biological process: coenzyme A biosynthetic process. The record is from RefSeq and is a predicted model, not a curated record. The transcript has 13 exons. Lineage: Eukaryota; Metazoa; Arthropoda; Insecta; Hymenoptera; Formicidae. The coding region runs from base 187 to 2592 and encodes 801 amino acids.
GUUUACACCGAAUCGGAGGUGGCUUAUCUGGUAUCUAAUCGCCGUCAUGUAGCGCGCUCGCCAGCUCGCCACCUGCCAGUCGCAGUUAAAUACUCCGCAGCAGGGGUGCCGUACGGUGUCGAUGUGUCGACUGUGACAUCGCGGGAGAGACCGAGAGAGCGGACCGAGUGUACCGAGAACGUGGGGAUGGCAGCGAAGAUCGACGGCGACGAACGACCGCAAUGCAACAAAUUUUCACAGGGCAUUGAGGUGUUCGCCAAUUUGAAAAAUGCGCAGACCUUCGCCCUAGAUAUCGGACUAUCUUUAACCAAAAUUGCCUAUUGCUCAACAGUAAGUUAUCGCCAGUUACUUUAUGAGGAUGCAGAAGAUCCACCGAACAGUGAAGAACCAACGAGCAUGGUAUUCGAUAGUAACAGACUGCAUAUCGUUAAAUUUGAGACUAAACAUAUCGAGAAGUGCUUAGAUUUGGUCAAGAAAAAUUUAGUGGACGUUGAACGAUUUCGUGGGAAGAGUAUUAAAGUUACCGGAGGUGGAGCGUUAAAAUAUACUCCGUUGCUGCAAGAAAAACUAGGAUUAUUAGUCGACAAGGAAGACGAAAUAGGCUGUCUGAUAAAGGGAUGCAAUUUCUUGCUUAAAAAUAUACCAUUCGAAGCAUUUGAAUACCACCGACAUAUGACUCCAGAAUAUGAAUUUCAAAAAGUUGGACCUAACAUAUUUCCAUAUUUGCUGGUUAAUGUCGGUAGUGGCGUCAGUAUUCUUAAAGUGGAAUCAGAUGACGUAUUUAAAAGAGUCGGAGGUACAGCUACAGGAGGAGGUACAUUUUGGGGAUUGGGGUCAUUACUUACGAAAAGAAAGGACUUUGACGAAUUGCUGCAACUUGCAGAAGAAGGAGAUCACCGUAAUGUAGAUAUGUUAGUGAAAGAUAUUUAUGGAGGUGAUUGUUCUUCCCAAGGUUUACCUGGCGAACUCAUCGCAUCAGCUUUUGGCAAAGCGAUGACUUCGAGGCAAUCAAAAUUUUCUGAUGCUGAUCUUGCAAGGAGCUUACUGUUCACCAUUAGCAAUGAUAUUGGACAUAUAGCUAGUUUGUAUGCGACCGUUUACAACGUGAACAAAGUUUACUUUGGUGGUUAUUUCCUUCGUAACCAUCCACUAUCAAUGCACACCAUCUCAUACUCUAUCAAAUAUUGGUCUCAUGAUAAGGUAACACCUCUCUUUCUUCGCCAUGAAGGUUACCUUGGCGCGAUUGGGGCGUAUUUGUACGGUACCGAACAGAUAGACAAGUGUAGCUGGUUGGAAAGUUACGCCGGGUCAUCGAAUUUUAAAGAUUCGGUGUCAACCGAUCUUGGAAUUAAAGUCGAUCAAUUGGAAAUUAAUCAAGUAGAGUACGCUGUUACAUUCUGUCCACUGUUGAAAGAUCCCGCAACUUACAAUCCCGAUACCACAGAUCUUACUCAGGAUAAAGCAGCAAAAGACUAUUGGUUGCUAUGUCUUAAACACUCUAUAAAUAAAUUUACGAUGAAGGCCAUUUCCAGCCAACCGCACAAUCCGACGGCAAAAGACAGAGGAAUCAAAUUAAAGGAGCAAUACAUUAACAAAUUACAAUAUCUUCGCGAGCAACCAUCCGCAUACGGACCACUUACGGUUAGAAUAUUAUUGGAUAUGGUCGGGUACUACAUGAAAGAAUUCGAUUUCCCAGAUCCCUAUUUACCUCAAAAAAGAAAGGAGAACGAAGAAGCACUGAAGCAUUUACAUGAUCGCAUAACUGCUCUAGACAAGUUUGAAGGUGCAGAUAAGAUAACAGCCUUGAUUCUUGGAGUUCUCGGUGGUAAUAUGUUUGAUUGGGGUGCUAAAGAUAUUGCAGUGCUAUUGGAAAACGAUAAUUUGGACUUUGAACGAGCACAAGAGAAAAUUCCAGGCAGACCGUGGCUACAAGAUAAUUUAGAUGAAUGGGUGCACAGAUUACAAAAUGGGCCACCUCACAAUUGUGCAGCCAUCUUUGUCGAUAAUAGCGGGGCAGAUAUAAUUCUUGGAAUCAUACCAUUUGCUCGAGAUUUGUUGCAACGAGGGACUAAAGUAAUAUUGUGCGCUAAUUCUAAGCCAGCUCUGAAUGACGUAACGUAUCCUGAAUUGGUCAUCAUAUUACGGGACAUUGCGAAAAUCUGUAAUGUUAUCAAACAGGCACUAGAAGAUAAUACUCUUAUUGUUAUGGAAACCGCGCAAACGGGUCCUUGUCUAGAUCUUAGCCGUCUGAAUUUGGAUCUAUGCGUUGCAAUGGUGAAGCACAACGUGGAUCUUAUACUCAUCGAAGGAAUGGGUAGAACUUUACACACGAAUUUUCAUGUUAAGAUGAAGUGCGAGUGUCUGAAAUUGGCGAUCGUAAAGAAUCAAUGGCUGGCGUACCGUUUCGGUGGCAGUAUGUAUGCUGCGAUAUGCAAAUAUGACCAACCACCGUCAAAGACCAGCAGUUACGAUAUCGAAAUGAAACCGGAGGCGGUAAAAGAUGAUUGCCCGGCGCGACAUACAGGCGAGGCAACAGAACUUAACACAUGCGACUAUCCUAACGAUAGAAAUACAAAUGAAAUGUCAGUGUAAAACGAGCAAUAUAUGAUUAUUUCUAGACAACAAUAUAGCACAUUGCCUUCCGAGAAAAGAGAAAACUUAAAGAGUUACGCGCAAAUACGCUUAAAUUUUAGAAAUAUAACCGAAUCUGCACUGGUGUUUAGAAACAUACAGACGAAAUGUGAUGUGAUUCAUCAGAUAAUUAUGCGUGUAAUACAAGAGAUUAUUAAAAUAAUUUAAUUUUCUUUAGUUUUUUUAUGUUAUAACAAUCACACGCGAAAGUUUGUAUUUACUGUAUUACUAGUAUAUUAUUUUUCCUACAUUUUCAAAACAUUACUGUUAAUUUUACCAUCUGUCUUACAAAUUCAAGAUCUUUUAACAAUAAUCUAAAUAUUAAGAUUUAAAUUACGCAAAUGAAAUUCUAUACAAUCCGUCUCAUUGAUUACAUAACCGAAGAAUAUUACUUUCUUUUACCAUAUUUAUGUAUGUUAAAUAAAACUAGCAAAAUUUUGCAAAGCAAAUGUUCAUAAAGCGUUCAGAAAUUAUAAAAUGUUCUGUAUCUUAUUAUUUGAUAACUUUCUAAUUGUGAAUUAAUAACUUAUCGCAAUAUACGCUUGAUCAAUCUCGUCCACACAGUUACACGAUUAACAUUUACUUUAUUUUUUACCGAAAGGCUAAGAUUAUCAAUGUACAUAAACAAGCAUGUCUGAACUUUACAUUAAUGUAAAUGACUAAAAUCGUUAUAUAAACAAUUGGUUAAAGACAAUAAAACAGUUUUUUAUAAUAUAAUUUGCAGUUACCAUAAUUAUUAAAAUAGUUUUUCUACGUUAAUUUGUAAAUACAAAAUCUCUGCAGUACAUAUGUAUAAAAUACUGCAUAGUCAUUUUCUGUGAUACUACAAUACACAAAGGAAAUAUAAUAUAGCGAAUGGCAAACUACAAGACAUUUCUUGAUGCUAUAAUAGUAAUGUAAAAUUAUAUUUUAUAAUAAUUCGAAUAAUUAUCUGGGGUAAAGCAAAAAUUUAUUCGAUAUUAUGUUUCCGUAGAGAAUCCGAAAAUGAAAGCAUUGUUUUAUGCAUAAAUGUGUCCUAGAUUUAAUGAACUAAUGAAAUAUGGAAAUAGUGAAACAAAAAGUGGAAAAGUAGAUAGAAGUUCCAUAAGUUUUGUGGGAUUAGUUCUAAUGAGAUUAAUGAGUUCUAAGUUAAAUCUAUUAAUUCUGUCAAAUUGGGGAUAUGACACAUCCUGUAAAAGCAAUCUUUUGACGCGAUAAAUAUAAUUCUAGCCAUCUCUGUACAUAUGUAAUAAAAUGUAUAUAUAAAAGAUUGUAAGCAAUAUACAGUGUAGAUAUACAUAUAUGCAUAUAUGCAAUAUUUCAUUUUUUUUACGUGCAUUGUAAAUCGAGUAAUUGUCGAGAAUCUGUACAGCGUAUGUACACAGAGUAUCCGUUAUUAAACUAAAUAUAUAUUUUUCUUUCAACAUAUGUUAACGCCUAAGAAAAUUACGCGUCGUAUCUAUUAUUUUCGCGAGUAUGCGCAAAUUUCAAGAACUGAAAUUAUUUUAGUCGUCUCUUCCUGUUAUGGCAAUAAACAAAUAAAUGCAAUGACAUU